GUGUAGUGGCGUCAUCUAUUAAAAAGGCUUCAAAUUACGAACAUUUUUCAAGGCUGGGCUGAUUGCGCACUAAUCUUCACCCAAAUAUAGCUGCAUCCUCGGAGUUCUGCCGAGGAAGGAGAAGUUUUAAAAAAAAAACCUCAAAAGGUUUUACUCACAAAUUUUAUUUGGUCUGCUGAAGUACGAAAUGCUUCUCAAUAUCGAAGAAUUGGCCAACAGUGCCACAUCUAUUUACGUUGCUGUCGCUGUUGUCCUUUUGAGCAUCUUGUAUUACCUCUUCAAAACAAGAGGUUUACCACCUGGACCUAUUAGUUACCCAUAUCUUGGAUUGUGGCCCAUCCUCAAGCAUGAAACAGCCCAUUUGCAACUUCAAGAGUAUGCCAAAAAGUAUGGCGAUGUCUUUAGUUUUACUUACACCGGUCGCCUCUUCAUCCAUUUAGGAAACGUGAAGGCCACCAGAGAAGCUCAUAUCACCAGAUCAGAUAGUUUCUACGACAGACCCAAUGCAUUUCAUCUACUCAAUUACUUCUUGGACGGAGGUGUGGUAUACCUGCAAGGAGAAGCAUGGAAGGCGGUGAGGAAAUUCUUAUUGUUUCAGUUUAGAGAGCGGGGAAUGACGGCUAUUAAGGAGAGUCUAUCAGGUCCCAUCUAUGAUACGGUCAGGGAGACUAUUGCAGACCUUAGAAAGGCGAAAGGACAACCCGUUGACAUUGCUGAAAUACUACUGGUCAAGUGUGGGAAAGUCAUGCGUCAGACACUCUUCGGCAAUGAUGGCAUGUCUGACAAAGAGAUGAUAGAAUUCAGCAGGGCAUACUUCAAGAACCUGAUGAGUAUGACGAGCAUAAAUCUCAUGCUAGUGGGAAACUUUGCUAAAUAUUUUCUGUUUCCUUUUGCUAUGAAUGUUCCGGAAAGUAAGAAAGGUCACCGGGAAAUGAAAAAAAUUAUGAUCGAAGUGGUGAAAAGGAGGAGAGCAACUUUCGACGAAAAUCACAUAAGAGAUGGCUUAGAUGCUUUUUUCAAAGAAAAGAAAGAAAGAGAAGCUAGAAAAGAUCCUGUGGCAAAAUAUUUUACAGAUGAAGUUUUGAUGAUAUCCUUGCUUCAAAUUGUGGGCGACGGAGUCUUGUUUUUGGCCAUGUUUAUUAGUGACUUUUUAACCGCUGCCUUAAAGCAUCCUGAAGAGCAAGAAAAAAUAUAUAAAGAACUUGUUGAAGUUGUUGGUUUAGAUAGAAAUCCUGAGAUAGAUGAUAAAAGCAAAUUAAUCUACACCAACGCUUUCUUGAAUGAAGUAAUGAGAACGACAGAAACGUUUACGAUGUUCCCAAGUAUGGAGUGCGCUAAGGAAACAACAAUUAGCGGAUACAGAAUUCCUAAAGGUGCCAUAACAGUUUACAACUUCUAUGCAGCACACAUGAAUGCUGAUGAUUACGACGAACCUGAAAAGUUUAAACCCUCAAGAUUUAUCGCAAAAGAAGGACAAAAGAAACCCGAUCUCCUUCCUUUAUUUGGUAUUGGAAAGCGAGCUUGUAUGGGAGAAGGCUAUUCAAUGAUUCAAACAUUUCUCUUCCUAACAACCAUCUUGAAGAACUUUCGUUUGACCAAAGCUCCAACGAAAAAGGAGGAUGGAACAAGCUUGUUCUUUUAUUUCGAUAAAGUCGAAAUUUGUGCUCAUCCCAGAAUUUCAUAAGCUUUUUACAACAGAAGAAUAUUAAAAGGACUUUUGAUACGAUAAUUACCUCAUUUCCUUAUACAUUUAUGCUAGACGCUUUGUCUUUUAUUUGUAAAUAACGAUUUUUUUUUUAAAUUUCUUGCUGUUUGUCCAUUAAAACGAUUUUUUUUCCA
Parasteatoda tepidariorum (common house spider) is the source of this 1839-nucleotide messenger RNA. Its product is annotated as cytochrome P450 2A9. Gene Ontology annotation, molecular function: oxidoreductase activity, acting on paired donors, with incorporation or reduction of molecular oxygen, reduced flavin or flavoprotein as one donor, and incorporation of one atom of oxygen; heme binding; iron ion binding. Gene Ontology annotation, biological process: xenobiotic metabolic process. The record is from RefSeq and is a predicted model, not a curated record. Gene Ontology annotation, cellular component: intracellular membrane-bounded organelle; cytoplasm. NCBI's taxonomy places the organism in Eukaryota, Metazoa, Arthropoda, Arachnida, Araneae, Theridiidae.